This is a messenger RNA of Diuraphis noxia (Russian wheat aphid), 570 nucleotides long. RefSeq lists its product as uncharacterized. The record is from RefSeq and is a predicted model, not a curated record. Lineage: Eukaryota; Metazoa; Arthropoda; Insecta; Hemiptera; Aphididae. Gene Ontology annotation, biological process: DNA replication. Gene Ontology annotation, cellular component: replication fork.
AUGAAUGACAAAAUGUUCCCAAAUCUAAUACAAAAUUACAUAAAUCAUCAGUGGCUCAGUGCACGGGCUAUAUUGGCAGUCAAAGACUAUGAUCUAAGUACAAUAAAUAUCACUAUUCUAAACGAAAUUCCAGGCAACACAAAAACGUACCUGUCCAUUGAUGCCGUAAUAAAUCAAGAAAAAUUUGUUAUUUAUCCAACUGAAUUCUUAAAUUCACUUGAUUUGACAGACAUUCCCUCGCAUGUUCUAACGUUAAAAUUUGGGGUAUUCAUCAUUUUUAUACAAAACAUCAAUCUACCACGACUCUGCAAGGGUACCAGGCUUUCAAUGAAAACGUUGAUGAACAAAAUUAUCGAAGCUACAAUUUUAAACGGAAAGUUUAAAGGCGAAGAUGUACUGUUGCCACGCAUCCCAAUGAUUUCAACAGAUAUGAAUUUCAAAUUCAAAAGUUUGCAGUUUCCGGUGCGACUUACCUUUGCGAUGACUAUCAACAAAGUACAAGGACAAUCGCUACAACUAUUUGGACUGAAUUUGGAAAUCCAUGCUUCUCACAUCGACAGCUGUAUGUAG